AUGUCUGACCUAGUGCUCGAUUAUUUACCAGUAGAAUUAUUUUAUGAAAUAUUCUCUUAUCUUUCUGGUUGUCAUAUAUUAAGAGCAUUUCAUUCGAUAAAUAACUAUUUAAAUGAUAUUCUCAUUGGAUAUGAUAACUAUAUGUUAGACAUAUCCUCAUUGGAUAUUUCUAAAAAAGAAUUUGAUCUUGUUUGCUCGUUUCUGCGAUCAGAACAAAUUGUUGGAUUGAAACUUGGUCAAAACGAUUUUCAUUUAGUCAAUCGAUUUAUAACAAGUUUUUCAAAUAGUCAACCAUUAAUUCGUCUUCGAUCACUAUGGAUUGAUGAUACAAUAUUAAUUGACGAAUUGUUUCUAACAAGAUUGUCGUCAAUAAUCAACUAUAAUACACUCAUUUCAAUUCGUUUCGAUCGUAUUCGUCUUAAUAACUCAAAUGUAUCAUCGAAAUAUUCAUUUGAUUCUCUUUCACAUCUUGUUACAUCUUCAAGCCACGAAUUUCGUCAAUUAUCGAACAAGAUACCAAGUCAUUUAACAUAUUUGCAUAUGUUUUUUGAUUCCAUAGUUGAUAUAAUCGAAACUACUUCUCAGUUUUGUAUGUUAAAACGACUAUUAAUGGAUAUGGAUCAACUAAAAUAUUUGACAUUAAUACUGAGCAAACAAUUGGAAACGAAUAGUGAUGCAUUGGAUGGAAUUCAAUGGGAAUUAUUUCUAUCAACAUCAGUCAUUUAUUUAAAAACGUUCAAUUUUAAAUUUGCUAUUAUGGAAACAUCAAAAACACAAAUAAAUUUCCUUUUAAAUAGAUUUCGAUCAAAAUGGUGGUUAGAUAUAAAACAAUGGUUUGUCGAAUAUGAUUAUGAUCAAAGGGCUCUUAUCACUGUACCGUAUUUUGCUUCAAAAAGUUUUGAUAAUACGUAUCCAUAUUCAUUUAGUUUAAUACAGAAUCCUAAUAUGUUUUGUUCGAAUAUUGAAAAUUUAACUAUCAAUUUACCUGGAUACGAAAAACUCGAACAAAUAUUAAUGUCUCAAUUUGUAAAGCGAUCAUGCUUCAAUCAUGUUACACGACUCUCAUUAAAAGGAUGCUUAAUGAUGUAUUUUUGUGAUAAAAUUCGAGAUAAUGUUGAUCUUAGCAUGAUCAAAUAUUUUAGGUUUUCAUCGACGAUCGAUACUUCGAAAGCAGUUAUUCGAUUAAUGGAAAACAUGACUAAUCUUUAUUGUAUACAUAUUCAAUAUUUACAUAGUCUUAGUCUAUUUAAUCAACUUGUAUCACCACUUGUUUCUAUUCGGCGUCUUGUUCUUUUCGAUUAUACAUCAACAACGAGAAAACAACUCUUCUAUCAUAUAUGUCGACUUUUUCCCCGUUUAACCCAUUUGACAACAGACUAUCAUUCACGACAGAUGCUCUGUUAUUUACUAAAUGAACUUCUUGAUCUCGAAAAUGUUACUGUGCAUUUAGCUCGCAGUCAAUAUGCUCCAAGUCAUGCAUGGAUCAGACAACAUAGUCGACUUCAAAGAAAUUUAUUCGAAUCGAAGGUAUUAAAUAUUGCUGAUAGAGAGAAAAGACUGAUUUUAUGGAUCAAUACCAAUAGUGAUAUUGAGAUUACACGUCGUCACCAUCAUAAACUACGAAAAUGUACUAUCCAAUAA
Molecule: messenger RNA, 1641 nt
Organism: Rotaria sp. Silwood2
Lineage: Eukaryota; Metazoa; Rotifera; Eurotatoria; Philodinida; Philodinidae
Source: the annotation of a GenBank genome assembly